CAUGGCUUUUGGAGAAACAUCUGCAGCUGAAGAAAACCCAGUGCUUGGUAGCCAGUCUGGCCCUCAGCAGAGGGACACUGCCUGCCCAGAGGGAAGCAGCCGGCCUUACGCCGUGGACAGCCCCACUCAUCCGAAAGGACACCCUGGCUGUUUAAUGCCUAAGAAGGGAAGCAGUAGGGUAGUGAGAGGAGUGGUUGGCAUAAAAAGUAUGCAGGAAGAAGGUGCCACCUCCAGAGGGCCGGGCUCUCCUGAGGAUGAAGCAAAAAACGAUUGUACACCAAAGUUUGAAGGUGAUUAUGAUGUAGAGAAGUCGACGGAAGACAAGGAAAAUGUGACUGCAGGACGUAGUGAAAAUGUUAAAAAUGGACCAACAUGGCGUGAUGUUUCAGACAGCUCCAGUGAAGGCUUUCAGAACCUUGCCAAGCCUCAUGAGGAACCAAAGAAAAGUUGGAAAGGCAAAAAGCCAACAAGAACAUUAGUCAUGACAAGCAUGCCGUCUGAGAAGCAGAACAUCGUCAUCCAGGUGGUGAAUGAGCUCAAGGACUUUGCUUUUGCACCCGAGGUCUGUGAGACCACCACUCACGUGCUGGCUGGGGAGCCUCUUCGUACCCUGAAUGUGCUGCUGGGGAUCGCCCGAGGCUGCUGGGUCCUCUCUUACGAGUGGGUACUCUGGUCUUUGGAAAUGGGUCACUGGAUUUCCGAAGAGCCUUUCGAACUUUCUAACUACUUCCCUGCAGCUCCCGUCUGCCGACUUGAGCGACACUUGUCCACUGGGCAGUACCAGGGAACCCUCUUUGCUGAUCAGCCGAUGAUGUUCAUCACACCAGCCAGCAGCCCACCAAGGGCCAAGCUGUGCAAACUGAUCCUCCUGUCCGGUGGCCGAGUCAGCCCAGCCCUUCACCAGGCCAGCAUUGUCAUUGGACCCUACGGUGGAAAGAAGAAAGCGACCAUCAAGUAUCUGUCAGAAAAAUGGGUCUUAGAUUCGAUCACUCAGCACAAGGUCUGUGCCUUCGAGAACUACUUGCAGCAAUGACUAGACAAUGGCAUAUGGCAGCUGCAGACACAGCACUCGAGCUGCCUGAACACUCAAGUGAGAAACAGCUGUGAGAAGAAGGAACUGACCUCCGAGAAUGCCUGUGACUUCGGGUGUCUCCCUCACGCUUGAUGAGGUUUUAUGUUCAGAACUCUGUUCUAUGACUUAUCAAGACUGCAUUUGUGUCUCAGAAAAGCAUUGGCCAGCCCAUUUGGGCUCCUUCUGCAGAAUGCUAGUUUUAUAUCUUAGUAAUGAUCAUAAUUAAAAGGCCACAGAGCCUUUGUCAUUAAAGAGUAGAAAAUCAUUAAAAUUGCUUUAUUACUGAGAACAGCUAAAGAACCCCAUAAUUUUUUUCUCUCAGAACUUUAUAGACAUGUCAUAUACUCGUUAUAAAAGACACUCACUAGUCACUAAGG
Molecule: messenger RNA, 1449 nt
Organism: Castor canadensis (American beaver)
Lineage: Eukaryota; Metazoa; Chordata; Mammalia; Rodentia; Castoridae
Gene: Mcph1
Product: microcephalin 1
Biological process (GO): mitotic cell cycle; cerebral cortex development
Source: RefSeq, a predicted model, not a curated record